AUGGUUUUAUUUGGGAUAGUUUUGCCCUUGCCUUCUCUUUUCACCUCCCUGUCCUUGGUUCCACAAACUCCAAGUUUCCAACUCGACUCUCUUUUCCUUUCUAAAUUUAACAUCUCAAACAAAACCUUCAAGGCUGACUGGGAUAUGACCCUUAAAAUAGAGAACCCCAACUUGGUCUCGACGGUUCACUUCAAUAGCAUAAAGGGCUUGAUUUCAUGCAAAGGCAACUCUCUUGCAAUAUACUCAAUAGAGCCAUUUGAGUUGGGAUACAAGGAGCAUAGACUGGUGCACAUGAAGAUAUCAAAAUAUCAAACAAUGGCAAAGAAUGAAUGGGUUUCAGACAAGAUCAAUAAGCAACGAGAUGAGAAUGGAGUUGCGAGUUUCAGUCUGACAAUGUUUGUUUCAGCUACAUAUAUGACCGGCUGGUGGGAAAUCGAAAAGGUUGUGUUGAGCCCUCAGUGUUUGGAUUUGAGGGUUGUACGUCUUCCUUCCUAG
Rosa rugosa (rugosa rose) is the source of this 495-nucleotide messenger RNA. RefSeq lists its product as uncharacterized. The record is from RefSeq and is a predicted model, not a curated record. Lineage: Eukaryota; Viridiplantae; Streptophyta; Magnoliopsida; Rosales; Rosaceae. Gene Ontology annotation, cellular component: plasma membrane. The transcript has a single exon. Bases 1 to 495 code for a protein of 164 amino acids.